AUGGAAUCGAGCCUUGCCCAUUCCGCUUCCGAAAAAUCAUACUCGCCACGGGGCUCCCGAGGCUUUACUCGCAACACGGCACCUGAAUCCGAGGCAUCAUUGGAACUGAAGGCCAUUCCUAACUUGCAGAUUAGCGACGUGAAGAUGGAAAGCUCCCGAGUCGUCUUCUUCGAUUCCCAGAACCCGCAUCAACCGUUUUAUCCUCCCGAAUAUCCUCAGUCUGGGUCUGGGCAGACAUCGAUGAGACACAGCCUCGCAAACGCUCCCCGCAGCGUCGAUGCCCCGAACUGGCGCAGGGGUAUGGGCAUGGGAGGCGGUCAAGGCCACAGACACUACAGCUCAUUAAGCUCGUCGGCCAGCGGCACCGAGUACAUGAUCAUGGGAUCUCAAGUGAAAGAUUGCCAGGCUCCAAGCAUGGGUCGGAACACGAACAUCGACACUUCGGGCUUCCACGGCUACUGCCUCGAUCGUGGAAACGGCAAUUAUACCAGGUUGAUUCCUGCCGACUCACUUCCACCUUUGGUUGGUGUACCGGCUAUUCAGAACGACGCUGAAGGUCUGCUUGUUCUCCCACAGCCUCGAGGCGUGGACCCUCAGAACUUGACUGGCAGCCCUGUCCAGCCUGUUGCUUUUAGACGCAGAAUCGAUCAGAUCGUUGCCACCUCCCCCAACUCGCCAAAGAAGCCCAAGAUCUACUGUGACAAGUGGGUUCACGAGGGCGUCUGCGCAUUCACCCAGCAAGGUUGCAAGUACAAGCAUGAGAUGCCCCUCGAUAAGGCGACGCAGCACUCACUUGGUCUUUUCCAUGGGUUGCCGGCAUGGUGGAAGAAGCAGCAGACUGAAGUUCGGCAACAGCAGCAGCAGCAGCAACAGCCUCAGGGCAGCGGAGCUGAGGUCUACUUUGACCUUCGUCAACAAUCUCAAAGUGACUUGGAUUCGUCCUUGAUCAGUGAUAGGGGUCUCGCUAGCUCGACGAGAGCGACGCCGUCGUGGCGGAGAGGUGAGGGUGGCAAGAACCCGGGACAGGUGAGCGCAGGAUCACUGGCGAGAUCAGGUGCAGGAUACAGGAACUCGCCUGACUCGAGAACUACAUACCAGCAAAAUAUGGAUUCGCCUACCUCCUCUUGUGUCUGGGGCCCGAUCGGUCCGCCUUCGAAGCAGACACCCGACCCAAAUCCGCAUUCCCACCAGAAUAUGAGUGCCUUCAUCACUUCCAACAACUUCGCUCUGCUGAGCUCUCUUGACGCGAACACGGGCGAGAGGGAUGAUGGCCGCAGAUAUGAGUCCUACUAGAGUUACUAGCUUGAUAUCAACUUGUUGGAUCGGGCAUGGC
This is a messenger RNA of Colletotrichum acutatum, 1333 nucleotides long. RefSeq lists its product as uncharacterized. The transcript has 3 exons. Gene Ontology annotation, molecular function: metal ion binding. NCBI's taxonomy places the organism in Eukaryota, Fungi, Ascomycota, Sordariomycetes, Glomerellales, Glomerellaceae. The record is from RefSeq and is a predicted model, not a curated record. The coding region runs from base 1 to 1293 and encodes 430 amino acids.